Molecule: messenger RNA, 3875 nt
Organism: Pogoniulus pusillus (Red-fronted tinkerbird)
Lineage: Eukaryota; Metazoa; Chordata; Aves; Piciformes; Lybiidae
Gene: STXBP1
Product: syntaxin binding protein 1
Exons: 19
Coding region: 222-2006 (594 amino acids)
Biological process (GO): vesicle-mediated transport; neurotransmitter secretion; intracellular protein transport
Cellular component (GO): plasma membrane; secretory granule
Molecular function (GO): syntaxin-1 binding
Source: RefSeq, a predicted model, not a curated record
CCCCUCCCCCCACCCCUCCCGGCUCCGAGCCGCGGCCAAGCCCGUUCCUCCUCCUCCUCCUCCUCUUCCUCCUCCUCCCGCCGCAUCUUUGCGCCCGCCGCCCGCAGCCUCGCCCGGGCGGGUGUGCGUCUGGGUGUCCCCCGUACCCCCUUCCCCCCCCCCCGGCACCUAUACCCGCGCCCGCUGCGGCCCCCCCCGCCCCCCCAGGCCGGCACGGAGACAUGGCCCCCAUCGGACUCAAGGCUGUGGUGGGAGAAAAGAUCAUGCACGAUGUGAUCCGGAAAGUGAAGAAGAAGGGGGAGUGGAAGGUGCUGGUGGUGGACCAGCUCAGCAUGCGCAUGCUGUCCUCCUGCUGCAAGAUGACCGACAUCAUGACGGAGGGCAUAACCAUUGUGGAAGACAUCAACAAGCGCCGGGAGCCGCUGCCCAGCCUGGAGGCUGUUUAUCUCAUCACCCCCUCUGAGAAGUCCAUCCACUCCCUCAUCAAUGACUUCAAGGAUCCCCCCACCUCCAAGUACAGAGCUGCCCAUGUCUUCUUCACUGACUCCUGCCCUGAUGCCCUCUUCAAUGAGCUGGUGAAAUCCCGAGCUGCCAAGGUCAUCAAAACCCUGACUGAGAUCAACAUUGCCUUCCUGCCCUCCGAGUCCCAGGUUUACUCCCUGGAUUCAGCAGACUCCUUCCAAAGCUUCUACAGCCCCCACAAGGCCCAGAUGAAGAACCCCAUCCUGGAGCGCCUGGCCGAGCAGAUCGCCACGCUCUGUGCCACGCUGAAGGAGUACCCAGCCGUGCGGUACAGGGGGGAUUACAAGGACAAUGCCAUGCUGGCACAGCUCAUCCAGGACAAGCUGGAUGCCUACAAGGCUGAUGAACCCACCAUGGGCGAGGGUCCGGACAAGGCUCGCUCCCAGCUCCUCAUCCUGGACCGUGGCUUCGACCCCGCGUCCCCUGUGCUGCACGAGUUGACCUUCCAGGCCAUGAGCUACGACCUGCUGCCCAUCGAGAACGAUGUCUACAAGUAUGAGACGAGCGGCAUCGGGGAAGCUCGGAUCAAGGAGGUUCUCCUGGACGAGGACGAUGACCUGUGGGUCACCUUGCGCCACAAGCACAUCGCUGAGGUGUCCCAGGAGGUGACUCGGUCCCUGAAGGAGUUUUCUUCAAGCAAGAGGAUGAACACGGGUGAUAAGACCACCAUGAGAGACCUGUCCCAGAUGUUGAAGAAGAUGCCACAGUACCAGAAGGAGCUCAGCAAGUACUCAACCCACCUGCACCUGGCUGAGGACUGCAUGAAGCACUACCAGGGCACAGUGGACAAGCUCUGCCGAGUCGAGCAGGACCUGGCCAUGGGCACUGAUGCUGAAGGUGAGAAGAUCAAGGAUCCCAUGAGGGCCAUCGUCCCCAUCCUGCUGGAUGGGAAUGUCAGCACCUACGACAAGAUCCGCAUCAUCCUGCUCUACAUCUUCCUCAAGAACGGUAUCACUGAGGAGAACCUGAACAAGCUGAUCCAGCACGCUCAGAUCCCAGCAGAGGACAGUGAGAUCAUCACCAACAUGGCCCACCUCGGGGUGCCCAUCAUCACAGACUCCACCCUGCGGCGCCGGAGCAAGCCGGAGCGGAAGGAGCGGAUCAGCGAGCAGACCUACCAGCUGUCCCGGUGGACCCCGGUGAUCAAGGACAUCAUGGAGGAUGCCAUCGAUGACAAGCUGGACACCAAGCACUACCCCUACAUCUCCACCCGCUCCUCUGCCACCUUUGGCACCACUGCUGUCAGCGCCCGCUACGGCCACUGGCACAAGAACAAGGCCCCUGGCGAGUACCGGAGCGGCCCCCGCCUCAUCAUCUUCAUCCUGGGCGGUGUCAGCAUGAACGAGAUGCGCUGCGCCUAUGAGGUGACGCAAGCCAGCGGCAAGUGGGAGGUGCUAAUAGGGUCCACGCACAUCCUCACCCCACAGAAACUGCUGGACACGCUGAAGAAGCUCAAUAAAACAGAGGAGGAGAGCAGCAGUUAAGAGGAAUCUCCACCGCCGACUCCACGCCGAAUCCCCUGCCGGGCUGCGACCCCGCACCCAGCCCUGGCCCAGCUUCCUCUCCUUCUUUUGUUGACUCCCCCCCUCCUCCCUUUUCCCCCCUCCCGUGGCCUUCCCCAGCUCAUUUCGAUCCAGAGGGAGGAGACAACAGCCAAACUAAACGAUCUGUUCAGAAAGCCCCAAGCCUUGCGUUAAAGAGAGGGCGUUGGGGGGGGGUGAACCCGACCGGUUCUUGCUUGGAGCUGCAGCUCUGCACAGCCCCCCCGGAGCUCCCUGCUGAGUCCUCCCCCACCACCACCUGGGGGAUGAUGGUGAUAAGAAAGGGUUUGCUCCUUGUUGUGAGGGGUCUGCUGCGGCUGGACGGACAGACAGACAGCUGGGCAGCCCUCCAGCCUCUGCCCAGGAGCAGGGGGAAGGUCCCCGCCGGGGGCUGCUGCUGUCCUUUGUCAUUUCAGGGCCGGGAGCGCUCCUGCCAGAUGCGCGCAGCAACAUCUGGGAGGAGAGUGCCGGGAGCGGGGAGAGGGAGGGGAGAAGAAGCUUGUGGGCGAGGGGAGAGGCUGCACUUUGGGAUGCUUCACGCUGCAGCAAUUUCCCAGGUGAGGGAGGGGUGUGUGGGGGGAAGCUAAAAGGGACCAAACCGGUCAAAGCCCUGGAGGAGAUGGGACCUGGGCGUCAGCUCUCGUUCGUGUGGCUGCGCCUCUGCCCUGCCCCUACCCCCACCCCCCCUUCUCUGGGUGCUCCUUCAGAUGCAGAGAUAUAUCUAUAUCAAAUAAAUGCUUCCUUUAGAUAUAUAUAUGUCUGUAUCUCUCCCUCCAUCCCCCCCCCUCCUCAAGAAGCUCGGCAUCCUCCCCCCACCCCUGCCCAGCUCCCUUCGUGUGGUCCCCGCGGUGAAGCGUUUUGGAGCGUGGCAUCACUCCCCCCCGAGGCCUCCCUUCUCCCCACCCCCCCCCCCCCCAAAAAAACCCACCCCCCCACCCCUCUGGGCCCCCCACUCCAGACUCUGUGUAUAUUAAUGACUGUGUCUUGUGCCGUUCUUUACGAGCUUGGUGUUUAGUGAUUUUAACCCAACCCUCGGAUUUCAGUUGGGCUUUGGUUCUUAUUUGGUUUUCAUUCUGAUCCCCCCCACCCCCCUUCCAGGAUUGCCAACCCCUCCCCCCGCCUCCACACUCCCUUGCCCUGCCCUCCUCUGCCAUUAGGUGCACUGCAAUAGUUUGGGGUCCAUUGUUUUGUUCUCCUUGCCCCUGAAGGAUGUGAACCUCCUCUUUUUUUUCUUCCCCUCCCCUCCACCAAAAUCUCUUGCCUCGUUGGUGGUUAGCCCCCAUCCCUCCCUUCCUUUUUUCCCACCCCUCCCCCCCCCGAGCUGUUCCUUGCCCAUAAAGUUAAAUAUAUAUUUUUAGGGCAAAGGCUGUAUCAUUGCACUGAUAUUUGUUGGGUCCUCUUUGAUCCUCCUGCCUCUUUUUCCCUUCCCCCCUCCCCCCCUACUCCAAAACUUGUUUUGAGUCCCUUCUUGUUUUUAGCAAUGCAAACGCUUCAGGAUCUUGUAUGUUGGCCCUUUAAAUUAUUCUUGUUCCUUUUUGGGUUUGUUUCUGUUACAGUUAUUUAUAUAUGGGGGGAAAAAAAUAAUUUAUCUCAAAAGGGGGAAAAAAAAACCUUAAAAAGGAAAAAAAAAUAUAUAAUAAUAAUAAUAAUAAUUAUCUAGGUCUGUCUUGGAACUUGUUUACCUUGAAAUUACUGGAAUCUAAAUGUUUGAGAAGUGUUGAAGCACAACCAUGUUAUCAUCUCUGUAGCUCUCUGUUCUGUACUCCAGCACUCGAGUGACUUCAAUAAAAGCGAGCUCCAUCCCCAGUGCAA